GACAUCUUGCUCUGGCUCGCAGCGUGACGAUUCACUUCACUGUUGAGCACACGGCUUGCUGCAUUUGAAGAUACUGUGGUAGCCGCCAACCCGCCAUAUUCGUCUCUUCCUUUCCAUCAUCGUUCGGCUCACGUAUCAAUUUCCCCGGCAAUUGCGUUGCACAAGAACAGCCCUAACUGAACACGACUUCACGCGCUUCCCCAUUUUCUUGGUCGCCUGUCCCUAUGUCUGCGAAUGUUUCUCCGCCACCUGGAACUGACGACCGCGCUCCGGCCACAACUAUACGAUGACGAGACUCUGCUGUUCGUACAGGAUGGCGUCGGCCUGUAUGAGGGCAAAUACAAAAUUCCAAACCAUCAGAACGGCCACGCGUACCUGACCUCGCAUCGCGUCUGCUAUGUGGACAACACCGAGCCAAGAAAGUACUCGGUCGCAGUAGAUCUGAAGGAGAUUGAUCGUCCUGAAUUCUAUGCUGGCUUCCUGAAGUCGUCGGCCAAGAUCACGCUCUUUCCAAAGACGCCAAAGAAGACUGCCUUCAACAGUAUCCGCAGUCCUGUGCCCCGUUAUCCAUCGCCAGCCGAUGCUUUAGUCGGACAGAAUGGCUCGUCGCCUCGGUCUGCACCCUCUCCGGCGCCCAUGACAGAUCCAAAUGCAACUUGGAUUUGCCCUAUCUGUGGCAUGUCGAACUCGGUGCCACUCAACUUUGAUCCUGGUACAGCGAAUCAGUACACGCCGCUGCCAGCGUGUCAAGCGUGCGGCGUGAAGCCACCGCUCGCCCUGAUGAUCAAGGCAUCGAUUGCAGCAAUGUCUAAUCGUCCAAGCGGUCCCGUUGACAGCCUACCUGGCACUGCGCGCAACUCUCUGGACGCGAGCUCAUCACCUACGUAUGGCUCGUCCCCUUCCACGCCAGCGCCAUCAUCGAACCUCUGCCUAAGAUGCACGUACGAGAAUUAUCCUGGCAUGACGAGUUGUGAGAUGUGCUCAGCUCCUCUCGGACCCAGCUCCAACCGUGCCUCACGGCUUGUUGAGGAUUCUCUCAAACGCCCAGAAUCGCCAGGGCCAAGCUUGCCUCGUUCCUCGAUUGUCGACGACCAGACAAUUGAAACCAUCAAAUUCUCGUUCCGUGCUGGCGGCGAAAAGGUUUUCCUAGAGCGACUCCAGGAAGCAUUGGUGCAACGAAAGUGGUUGCUUCAGAGCGCGCCGCCGGUUCCCAGGCCUGGGGCCACGCCUCCACAGUCUCGUAGCUCAUUCAAUCCGCCUGGAGGAAACUUGCCACCAACAGGUGCAGCCCCACGUGUAGUGGGCAUUGCCGGACUUGAGCAGCGUGGCGCUGCAUUGCGUCAGAACAAUCAAGCAGUCAUUGGCACUGCAUUCGAGGACCUUGAGGCAUUAAUGACCUCCGCCAAAGAAGUCAUCCAAAUGGCUGAACAGUUCGCGAGGCAAGCAAAUGGAGCGGCGAGCGAUGACACGAAACGAUUGAUCUUGGAUUCUGCAUCAGCGCUUGGCCUUGUGACAACCAAAGACAUGCUGGGCGAGGGCUCUUCUGCCGAAAAGCUCUACAUCACACAGCUCUCACGAGACCUGGCCGAGUUUCUCACAGAUGAUCGCAAAGGGGUGCUCCGUAAAGAAGGGGGCAUCAUGUCACUGGUUGACUUGUGGCAAGUAUUCAACAAAGCCCGCAACGGCAUCGAGCUUGUGUCACCACUCGACUUUGAGAAGGCAGCAAAUAUGUGGGACAGCUUGCACAUGCCCGUGCGCUUACGCCGCUUCAAGAGUGGCCUACUUGUGGUGCAAGAGCGCAGUCGGUCCGACGAGAAGACUAUUGCAACAAUCCUCGCUUGGUUGCGAGAGCAGGCGGUACUCGAUCCACCAACGCACGACAAGAUCUUGGAGACUUCCUUUGGCAAAGGUGUCACUGCUCACGAGACCGCUGAACGCUUUGGCUGGAGCGUAGGUGUGGCCACCGAGGAGCUGGAAAUGGCCGAAGAGACAGGCACGCUAUGUCGCGAUCAGUGCCUUGACGGCACCCGAUUCUGGGAGAACCACUUCAGCCCUAUGGUAGCGUGAACUCUGUGUAUGGCUGGAGUGAACUUCAGUGGUAGUCUGGAGUCGCACGAGGGAGCGCACUGCUUGCCUAAAGCGAAUAGUGCCUCUUUGGAUCACAAUCCUCAAUCCGAGGCAUCUCUAUAGAUUUGCGGAGAUGAUGCACCUGACGGUCGUGACCACAGGAACGUGGAGGUGGAGGUAUAAGCUUGGCUGCAUGCACGUGGCUACGUGGGCAUCAUCAGUGAUAUCAAACUCUGUGUCCGAUCGAGACGUGCGGAACCAGAUGGUCUAAAGACUAUGCAAAACUAUUGUCUGCGAUCUCACUUGAUCGUGAGUAAACCGGCCGUGAUGAAAACGCUGGGCGUCUGCUGCGCGAACUAAGCCUCUCUCAACACUGAGCAGGCACUCUGACUACAUCUCCGCAUCCCAGCCCGCUCGGACGAUGUCAUCAAAAUGGGCAGCGUGCCAAUUUUGACAGUUUCACCAUGAAGGCGCCAAUCCGGCGACUGCACUG
Messenger RNA from Cercospora beticola, 2560 nucleotides. RefSeq lists its product as uncharacterized. Gene Ontology annotation, molecular function: ubiquitin binding; phosphatidylinositol-3-phosphate binding. Gene Ontology annotation, biological process: protein transport to vacuole involved in ubiquitin-dependent protein catabolic process via the multivesicular body sorting pathway. The record is from RefSeq and is a predicted model, not a curated record. NCBI's taxonomy places the organism in Eukaryota, Fungi, Ascomycota, Dothideomycetes, Mycosphaerellales, Mycosphaerellaceae. Gene Ontology annotation, cellular component: ESCRT II complex; late endosome membrane.